AUGCUCGGCUUGCCUCGCCUUCCUCACACUAAGGGAGUGGUGCAGAAGGCGGAGGCGGAGGCGGAGAAGGUGGAGCAGUGUGGGGGCAGGAUAGGCGUGGUGCGGCGCACUGUCACCUGUCAAGGCCAAAGGUACAUCCACAGCCAGCCGGAAGAGUACGUGGAUCUUCGCGGCUGCAGGUUUCUGGGUUAUGAGAUGAGGGAGCGAGAGGCAAAAGCAGCGGCGGUGGACGCCAGCCGGUGGCAGAGUGCGGCUAGGGGAGGAAAGCCACGAAAUGAGGAAAAGGUAUUUGCCGGGGAGGAGGAGAAGAAGGAAGAGGAGGAGCAGCAGCAGCAGCAGCAGCAGCAGCAGCAGCAGCAACAGCAGCAACAUCAGCAGCAGCAGCAACAGCAGCAGCAACCUAUCAUUCUUCUAGGCGAUGGUGAGGUGAGCGAGGGGCGAAGGUACUGUGGGUGGCGGGACGGAAAGUGGGUAGGGAAGAAGCAGCAGGGUAACAAGUACAUUCCCCGCCAACAGCCAGCCCAAAGCCAGCCCAAAAGAAGCCUGAAUGAUAGCCCAACACAUGCCACCAAGACACGCCACUACACACCAAACGAAGAAUGCCAAUGA
Scylla paramamosain (green mud crab) is the source of this 609-nucleotide messenger RNA. RefSeq lists its product as uncharacterized. The coding region runs from base 1 to 609 and encodes 202 amino acids. The record is from RefSeq and is a predicted model, not a curated record. Lineage: Eukaryota; Metazoa; Arthropoda; Malacostraca; Decapoda; Portunidae. The transcript is spliced from 6 exons.